Molecule: messenger RNA, 4479 nt
Organism: Klebsormidium nitens
Lineage: Eukaryota; Viridiplantae; Streptophyta; Klebsormidiophyceae; Klebsormidiales; Klebsormidiaceae
Source: the annotation of a GenBank genome assembly
GCUCAGUCACAGAGAGUCAGAGACCGACUCUGCGCUUUGAUCCUGGAGCAGAGAGGCAUGUCUUUGUCAACAAGGACACUACCUGAGCUGAGGCAUCAACAUGGCGCUUCACGAGAAAAAAGUGCUCUACAGCAUGACAACGGUUUGAGUACUGGGGGUGCGGUUUGGCCCGGCCGCGCAGGGGCAGCGCAGUUGGUGAGCAGGCCCUCAGAGGGUGGGCACAAGCCCAGGGGAAAGGGGCGCAAGUAUCAUGGCACAGCCGCGCGCAGCGGGGGCUGCACUGGCGGCGAAGGAGAAGGAGACAUGGGUGCAGUGCGAUAAGUGCCAGAAGUGGCGGCGCGUGCCAGUGGAGAUGGCAGACGCGCUCACGGAUGAUGACAAGUGGUUCUGCAAGAUGAACCCAGACUCCGCUUUCAACCGAUGCAAGGUCCCUCAGGAGAUGAGCGAUGCGGAGAUCAACCGGCAGCUGGGGAUUGACAGCGACCAGGAGGGUGGGCAGCAGGAGAGCGCGGACGACGCCGAGGAGGACGGGGAGGAGGAGGAGGCGAGCAGCAGCGAGAGCGAGGAGGCAGGGACGCCCCCUCCGAGAAGUGAAGGCGACAGGAAGCCGGCGGUGUGGCAGCUGACGCGGCAGAAUCUGUACGUGACACGCAAGAGGAAGGCGUGGAAGGACGAAGAGGUGAUGGUGUGCCAGUGCUGGCCGCCCCCCCCUGGGAAGCGCGGCUGCUUAGAGGACUGCCUGAACCGGCUGGUCAAGGUGGAGUGUGCCCCCAAGCACUGCCCAUGUGGGGACGCUUGCACCAACCAACAGUUCCAGCGGCGCGCGUACCGGCAGCUGGAGGUGGCGCGCUGCGGCAGCAAGGGCUUUGGCCUGCGCGCCUGCGAGGACAUCCCCAAGCAAACCUUCUUCAUCGAGUACACCGGAGAGGUGUUGGACGAGGCGACGUUUGAGGGGCGGCUGCGGCAGUACGCGCGCGAGGGGCAGCGGCACAUGUACUUCAUGACCAUCGGCAACGGGGAGUACAUCGACGCGUGCCAGAAGGGCAACCUGGGCCGCUUCAUCAACCACAGCUGCAACCCGAACGCGGAGGUGCAGAAGUGGCAGGUGCGAGGGGAGCUGUGCGUGGGCCUCUUCACGCUGCGCGACGUGGUCGCGGGGGAGGAGCUCACAUUCGACUACAACUAUGACAAGAGCCGCAAGGAUGCCAAGCCGUGCUUGUGCGGGGAGCCGCAGUGCCGCGGCUGGAUCGGGGGGGACCUCGACUCCCCUGCCGCCAAGAAGGUGCAGGCGCGCAUUGAGCGUGCCCGCGAGCGGGUCGCAGCGGACAGCGCAGCGGUUGCGGCGGAGGAGGAGGAGCCGGAGCCGAUCAUGCUGCCGGAGGAGGCGGGGGGCGGGGGAGGAGGCGGGAGGGGGGAGGGGGAGGCUGUCCCUGCGGACAUGGCGGCGGUGCUGGAGGGGAACAAGCGGUUCCAGAAGAAGCAGGCGCAGCUGCUGCAGGUGGCGCUGCAGUACCGCGGCAGCGGCAGCGCGGGGCAGGCCGCGCUGGACGACGCGGAGCGCAAGCUGGCCAAGAAGCGCAAGAAGGGGAGCGAGCCAGAGGGGGCGCCUCCGCGCAGCAAGAAGGUCAAGGCGGGCAAGGGGGGCCGCGGCGCUGCGGGGAAGGGGGCUGGCGUGGUGCGCAGCGAGGUGGAGAGGGAGCUGGCGGGGCUGCUGGACGAGGAAGGGGGGCUGGAGCGGCGGAAAGGUGCGGCGCAGGAGUUCAUCACGCUGCUGGCGCAGGCGGAAGUGGCGGGCGGCGAGGGCAAGGGCGGGCGCAAGCUGUGCAGCACGCGCGACCUCAUGGUGCUGCUGGAGGCGCUCCUCAGAACGCACUCGCGCAGCGUGCUCAAGGACUUCGUCGCCACCAACGGGCUGGAGGUGGUGAAGAGCCUGCUGCUGCACCUGCGCGAGGACCCCGACAAGCCCCCCGUGCUGCGCAAGCUGGUGCGCACGCUCGAGUUCCUGGCGGACCAGGGCCUCCUGCACGCAGAGCACCUCCUGCAGCUGCACCCCGCUGCUGCACACGCCCUGUCUCCCCCCCCCACUCUCCACGACGCGCUGGCGUUGCUGGAGCGCCACUCGGACCGCGAGCUGCAGGCGCGCGUGCGCCAGUUCCGGCUCAAGCUGCUGCCCGCCACUCGCGCGCCGGGUGCGCCCGGCCUCCCUGCGCCGCGGCGGCCCCUCUCGCCUGCGCCUCCCUUUCCCGGGGCGAGCUACAGCCGGGGCUCCGACCCGGAGCUGGCGCGGCUGGCAGGCAGGCUGCCGCAGGAUACAACGUUUGGCAGGAACGAGGCGCGGGCCUAUGGGGCAGGCCCAGCGGAGCGCUGGGGGCAGAACGGGCCAGGGGACGCUCUGCGGUACGACAGCCCCGCUGAUGGCAGCAGCCGUGGAGACAGGGGCAUGCCCAGUUGCGCAAUGCCACACGAAAGGGAUGCGGCACGGGGGCCCUCGCGACCGGCCAGCCCCCGGCCUCCAUUGAGGAACCUGGCGCAACAAGACAGUACACGGGGGCCGCAGAGCAGGUCCCCAGAGCGAGAAGCGUUUCGGAGUGGGCGGGAGUGCUUCAACGAGCGUGGCGAGGGCAGGGCCCGCGUCACGGAGCUGCCGUGGGGCGAGGAGCGGCGCGCGGAGGACAGGCCGCGGGAAGGGAGGGGCCACGAGAGGCGCUCGAGGGAGCGCACCAGGUCUCCUGCGCGCAGAUCGUGGUCCCCAGGCCCGCCCCCGAGGGAGCACAGCCCAAGGCGGGAACGGCGGCGCACCGGCUUCAGUGACCAUGCGGGGGAUCCCUGGGCGGAGGAGCAAGGGGCGCAGCAGCGCGAGCCGGGGCCUAGCUCCCAGAAAGCGGGGCAGGCGGCGCCGUCUAACGGCCCUCCCAAGAGGGAUGCCAGCGAGGGCGGUGCAUCGGCAGUGCCUACAGCCGCUCCGCAGCAGGGGGCCAGUGGAGGGGCGCAGGAACAGAGGCCGGUGGAUGUGGGCGCCGCGCCCUUGUCGCCACGGUCGUUAGAGGCAGAGGGGCGCCGCAAGGUGGCGGUGUGGCAGCAGCGCAUGCUGGCCACCAUCCAGGCCGGGGAGGGCAAGGCGCACCCCACUGCAGGUCCCAGCCCCGGGCCCCCUGCUCCGCCAGCAGAGGCAGGGAGCACCCCUCCGCCAUGGGGGCCGAGGAGCGCUCCGCCCGUUCGCAGCGGCAGCCACCAGCCUGGCCCGCCCAGGGCACCGUGGGAGGGGCCCACAGCCAACGCCGCGAUGGCCCAGCCUCCCUGGCACUCCCCCGCGCCGCCGGGGACAGGCGCCCCUUGGACCCGCCCCUCGGAGCGCAGCCCCUUCGCUCCCGGCUUGCAUCCCCUGCAGCCGCCGCCGCUGCCCCCAGACGGGGCCGCGCCACCACCACCGCCAGGGGAGCCGCAGCCGCCGCCCCCUCCCCCCUCAUACCCUGUGGCCACGCAGCGGCCGUACCCGGGAGGGGCACCCCCGCCCCCCCUUCCAGGACAGCUCGCGCCGCCGCCGCCGCCCCUGCCCCCUCAGCCCAUGCGGCCCGGUGAAGGCGGCUACCUGCGGCCCCCUCCUCUACCGCCGUAUGCCUCUCUGCCCCCGCAGCCGGCCUUCCCGCCGGCCCGCCCGCCCAUGCACCCGCCCCCCCUGCCCAGCGGGCCGACCCCUGCCGCAAUGCAGCGGCCGCCAGGGCCCCCCCCGCCAGCUCCCGCAGCGCUGGCCAACGGAGGGCAGGCGCAUGCGGCCAGCCCCACGAUGGCGCCUCACGGGGGGGCAGGAGAAGCACGCAGGGGGGCCCCCGGUAGCGAGGACAGCAGCAGCCGCGACUGGAUCUCCGACGAGCCGACGUCGUCGGACUUCCAGCACCUGGUGAUGGAGAUUGUGCGCUACAGGAUGGCGGCCUACAAGUUCAAGAUCCAGAAGAACAAGGCGGAGGAGAUCUGCAGCAAGCUGACGGGCAAGAUCAUCAGCGGCGAGAAGAAGGCGUACCAGGAGCGGGAGAAACAGGGCCAGGGCAAGGGACCUCGGCCUCUUCAGAAGAGCGUUCUUGGGGCCAAGGUGAAGAAGUUCGUAGUGGACUACAUGGAGCAGUACUUUGCAAAAGCGGCAAACGGCGUUCCUUGAACGUGCAGCGAACGGUGUCCUUUGAAAGUGCAGUAGCCAAGGGGAAAAGCCAUACCGAAGGGGAAGCAUGCAUGCUCUCGUUUGUCAUAACCGCCUUGAGGUUUAGUCAAAUCGACUCAGCGGUUGUAUGACGAUGACCAUUGCUGGUCGGAGUUUGUGCCAUGUCACAACUGGUGUUUUGAGCCUUGCAUCAAAAUGUCAGAUUCUUUUCCCCUGCGCCUUCACUUUUUGGAACAUGAACAAGCACGUAUCAGGCGGGGACGUUGGGAAGUAGUCGGUGAAGCACAGAAUCCUUGGUGUGAUGCCCAACUCUAGCAACAUGCAGG